GCAUCCGAUCCUACUCACCACCGCAGCUCAGCUCGUCGGAGAAGAAGAGCCAGUGAGACGCCGAUGGUUACGCGUGUGCUAGUGGCUGAGCACUAGCGGCGGCGGAGGCGACGGCAGCAUCACCCACGGCGACACAUGUUGAGUGAACAAACGGCGGCUAGUGGUAGCAGCAGCAGCAGCAGCAGCCGCGGCGCCGAAGGGGACAUCGUCGUCAGCACCGGCCGGGAGAUCGUCGUCAGCAGCGGCGGCGAGGAGAGGGAGAGGGAGAGGGAGAGGGAGGAGCGUCAGGAGGAGGUGGUGGUGGAGGAGGAGCCGGAGUUCAGGGACAUCCACGCGCUGAGCCCGCCGCCGACGCCGACGCCGAGCCAGCCGUCGUCGUACCACCGACGGAGGAGGGAGUCGUGGGAGUCCGCGGCGGGGAGCAGGCACACGUCGAUCCGCUCCGUCGGGAGCGAGACCGCCCCCAGUGAGCUCUUCCCUACUAUGAGCAGGGAGUUCUCGGCCAUGGUCGCCGCAGCAGCCAGUGCCAACGCCGCCGCCGCCGCCGCCUCCGCAGCCGCGAACGGCGGCGACUCCAGCCGCACCGUGGACGACGCGCUGGGGAGGAUCGGGGAGGACGAGCUGGAGGAGACGAACCCGCUCGCCAUCGUGCCGGACAGCAACCCCAUCCCGUCGCCGCGCCGCGCCCAGCUCGCGCUCCCCGCCCCCGGGGACGCCGCUGCGGCGUCCGGCGGCGGCCACGGCGAUGAGGUGUCGGUGGGGCAGGUGAAGAAGGAGGAGGUGGAGUCCAAGAUCGCCGCGUGGCAGAUCGCCGAGGUCGCCAAGGUCAACAACCGCUUCAAGCGCGAGGAGGUCGUCAUCAAUGGCUGGGAGGGCGACCAGGUCGAGAAGGCCAACGCCUGGCUCAAGAAGUACGAGAGGAAGCUGGAGGAGAAGAGGGCGAAGGCGAUGGAGAAGGCGCAGAACGAGGUGGCGAAGGCGCGGCAGAAGGCGGAGGAGAAGCGGGCGUCGGCGGAGGCCAAGAGGGGCACCAAGGUGGCGCGCGUGCUGGAGCUCGCCAACUUCAUGAGGGCCGUGGGCAGGGCGCCGUCCAAGCGCUCCUUCUUCUGAGCCCACCUCACCCUUGCUCCUCCUCCUCUUCUUCCUCCUCCUCCUCUCCCUGCUUUGCUCGCCGUCGCCGUCGUCGUCGCCGGCGGCGGCGGCUGAUCGUUCACCGCUUCGCUUCACAGGGAUCAGUGCUGUGAUGGUUGCUGUGUGGAACUCUCGUUUUAGUGCUGUAUCCACAUGUAUGAUGUAUUCGUCAUCAUCAAAUUUCCAUCUUUUUUUUUUCUCUUUUCUUUCUUUGUGUUUGAUAAGGUAUUGCAAAUGGUUGAAGGGACAGACAGAGCAAGUAUAUAGCAUAAGAUGGAUGGUGCUCUGCCCCAAGAGCUUAUGGGAGGGGACAAGAGCUGCCUGUAAUUUGUCUUUUUUUUUGGUCAUCAUCAAGGAUUGUGUAUGUCAAUAUGAACAAGAUAUGAAGCUACUACCGUUUUGUGUAAA
Molecule: messenger RNA, 1539 nt
Organism: Oryza brachyantha (malo sina)
Lineage: Eukaryota; Viridiplantae; Streptophyta; Magnoliopsida; Poales; Poaceae
Product: remorin 4.1
Exons: 2
Coding region: 136-1110 (324 amino acids)
Source: RefSeq, a predicted model, not a curated record